Messenger RNA from Daldinia caldariorum, 1579 nucleotides. Its product is annotated as ribonuclease H-like domain-containing protein. Gene Ontology annotation, cellular component: nucleus. The record is from RefSeq and is a predicted model, not a curated record. Gene Ontology annotation, biological process: ribosomal large subunit assembly; rRNA processing. The transcript has a single exon. Bases 295 to 1350 code for a protein of 351 amino acids. Gene Ontology annotation, molecular function: nucleic acid binding; 3'-5' exonuclease activity. NCBI's taxonomy places the organism in Eukaryota, Fungi, Ascomycota, Sordariomycetes, Xylariales, Hypoxylaceae.
GGUAGCAAGAAACUUUUACUCUUAUCAACAACCGCAACCUAAAAAAAAAAAUACGAAGAUGAAGUUCCAAGUUCACAUUUAAACCACCUUCUUAUUUACGUAACUGCAUAAUAAAUUACAAGUGUACUUUUUCUUUAUAUAGUAUUUGCUUCCAGUUCUUUCUCUAACAACUUCAGGGUGCCAUAAUCAAAUACAUUAUAUCCAAAACCUGGUACGAUCUCUUUCAACCCAGCCCAGAACUCAUCCCAUAUAUACGCAGUAUAAUGAGCUCAACUCCGCGGUGACCUUGAAAUCAUGGCGCAAGAGUUGUCCUCCAAUUGGAAGAAGUUACAGGAAAAGAUCAAGGCAGAAUCUACCACGGCUUCUUCAUCCUCAGUGUCAAAAGCCGUAGCUAAAAGGAAAGCUGAGGACGUGCCACCGUCCAAAUCUCAGCAAAAACGGCCGAGGUUACAGAAGCCUCCUCAUAAGUCUUCUCGUAAGCCCACUCAUACACCUCUGCAGAAGAAACCAAUGGGCGUCGCCCAGUCUUCUACCAUCGCCAAAGGCACACCAACAACUAUUACCCCUUCACUCGCUCUCUGGGCCGAAGAUAAUGAUGUCUCGCCAGAAGACUUAGCUGAGGCUUACAACCUUGGUGUCAAAAACAAUUCCUCCCUCGUGGCCGCUCAGCCGCCUCGCGUCAACGAAGGGCUAGCGCCUGGAGUUGAGGUGGGCAAGUACAUCGCGAUAGACUGUGAGAUGGUCGGCGUAGGACCCGAAGGGCGGGAUUCCGUGCUAGCGCGUGUCAGCGUGGUCGAUUUUCAUGGUCGGCAGGUAUACGACUCAUUCGUGCGGCCGCGCGAAACCGUGACCGACUGGAGAACUCACAUUACGGGCCUGACACCCCGUAUACUAUUACCCGUCGCGCGCAGCUUCGACGAGGUGCAGGAAGCUGUCGCGACACUCAUGCGCGGCCGCAUCGUCGUCGGCCACGAUAUACGGCACGACUUGGCCGUGCUGCAGCUGAGCCACCCGCCAGGACAGAUCCGGGAUACGGCGAGGUUCGUCGGGUAUAAACAAUACGGGCACGGACCUAAGCCGGCCCUCAGAGUAUUAGCGCGCGAGGUAUUAGGUGUUGAAAUACAGACGGGUCACCACUCGAGCAUUGAAGACGCGAGAGUUGCCAUGCUGCUCUUCCGGAAGCGGAAGUCCGACUUCGACGUCCAGCACGCGGGUAAGUACGGAUUACCUGCGGAGAAGACGAUAGCGAACGACAAGGUAGGUGUAGAUGGCAGGAAUGGUGCUGGUGAUAAGGGCCAAGAAGCGAAGUCGAAGAAAGGAAAGGGGAAGAAGAAAAAGAAGAAACAUUGAUAGGGGUACAAUAGGAGAAAUGAAAAGAACGUGUGCUCUCAAAUCGCAUUUUAUUAGUGUUUCACUCUUUUAACCUAUAGUAGUCUCAUUAAUAACUGCUAUCCUCUGAUUUUAUACUUGUUAGCGUCAUUGGCAUUCGACGAAGUCAUGUUAACAUAUCUCUCUAUAUGUAUAUCCGUCUAGAAAACACAACGCUAAUACUCCUUAAUCCAAACCUAGAUUUAGAUCG